This is a messenger RNA of Ictalurus punctatus (channel catfish), 4319 nucleotides long. RefSeq names its product ADP-dependent glucokinase (gene adpgk). Gene Ontology annotation, molecular function: ADP-specific glucokinase activity. Gene Ontology annotation, cellular component: endoplasmic reticulum. Lineage: Eukaryota; Metazoa; Chordata; Actinopteri; Siluriformes; Ictaluridae. The record is from RefSeq and is a predicted model, not a curated record. The transcript is spliced from 8 exons. The coding region runs from base 155 to 1663 and encodes 502 amino acids. Gene Ontology annotation, biological process: glucose metabolic process.
GGAAAUUGCGUAUCUCCCUCAGUAACCCAGUCUCCCUACGCAGGAACACUAAAGUCCUUCCGCGUUUCAGACGUGGCGCCGGAGCUCAUUCAGCAGCCAGCCUCAUUCACAGCCCUGGCUUUCAUACUCAUCUCUCAGACCCUUUGCUUGAACCAUGUGGAAGAAGGCUGCUCUAGUGGCAUUGCUGGCCCUUGCAGUAGGUUACCUCUAUCACACAAACCCCAAGCUUCAGGAGCAUGCGGUACGUCUCAUCACCCAGUCCAUCCCUCAGUCACUACUGUCCUCACAGCAUGAAGGUAGUACUCGGAACCUGGAAGAGACCAUCUCCAGAGCCUGGGACGCCCUCAUCACUGCACCCGCAAGGCAAUGGGGUCGAAUCGCUGUCGGGGUAAAUGCCUGUAUUGACGUAGUGGUGUCAGGCGUCAGCUUGCUCCAGGCUUUGGCUCUUGACCCGGGAUCCGGACAUGACCACGACGUGUUGCACUCCAAAGAGGACCUAAAAGAGGCCUUUAUUCACUACAUGGAAAGGGGAGCAGCCGCAGAGCGCUUCUUCUCGGAUAAAGAAGUCUUCCAAAGGAUCGCAAGGGCCGCUGCUGAAUAUCCUGGCGCUCAGGUGUAUGUGGGAGGAAAUGCCGCUCUGAUUGGCCAGAAACUCGCCUCUUACCCAGAGCUGGUGGUUCUUUUGUGUGGCCCUAUUGGGCCUAAGCUGCAUGAAUUGCUGGAUGAACAGAUAGUUGUUCCACCACAAUCACUUCAGGAGACUGAUGAGUAUCACCUCAUCCUUGAGUACAAGGCAGGAGAGCAGUGGGGAUCGAGUCAGGCCCCUCAAGCCAAUCGCUUCAUCUUCUCUCAUGACGUCUCCAAUGGGGAGAUGAGCACUUUGGAGACCUUUGUGGCAAGUCUAGAGGAGUUUCAGCCCGGGCUGGUGGUGCUGUCUGGACUCCACAUGAUGGAGGGAAUGGGGCGUAAGCUUUGGGAGGACAGACUCAAAGAGUUUGCAGUUGCCCUCUCUGACGUUCGCAAUGAGGCGCCCGUCCAUCUGGAGCUGGCCAGUAUGACUGAUCGAGAUUACAUGAGCAUCAUCACCAGGGAGCAGGUCUUGCCUUUGGUGAACUCGAUCGGCCUGAACGAGCAGGAGCUGCUCUUCCUGUCUCAGGCUGCUGGAGGUCCUCACUCUGACCUCCGCUCGUGGAACGGCGUUCCUGACGUGGGCCGCGUCUCUGAUAUCCUCCUCUGGAUCCUAGAUCAGUAUGGCCGAGCCGACCUGCACUCUGAAGCCCAUCUGACCCGCAUCCACUUCCACACUCUCGCUUAUCAUGUGCUGGCCACGGUUGACGGCCACUGGGGGAACCAGCGUGGAGCCGUAGCGGCCGGGGCUCGCAUUGCCAGCGCUCAGGCUUGCGGAUUACGAGCUGUGGACGUCAGUAAGGUGGAGCUGAAGGCUCCGCUCAGCUUCUACAGCUCUUUCUCAGAACCGAAAGAGGGCUUAGUUUUGGACCCGUUCAAUCCGGUGACGGUGUGGCGAAGGGGGAACGUGUCCUUCCAUCUCAGUCCAGUACUCGUAUGCAAACAGCCGCUGCGGACAGUAGGGCUGGGGGACGCGAUCUCAGCAGAAGGACUCCUCUACUCGGAGAUUGUGCCCCAGCUACAGUCUGAUGAGUGAAAGUGAACUUUUUUUGUUUAUUAUUUUAAGGUAUUUAGAGUCCCUGAGGUCCAAUAACAAUGUCUUAAAAACACUUACUUUCCUUACUCUUGGUCCUCUCUACAGUGCCGCUAAGCAUCUAACCAGCUGUAUAGAUGUUCCUGUAGGUGCUCUUCCAGUCACUUAGACCUUAAUGUGAACAGUGAGAAAUGGAGGAAGAGAGGAUGUUUUUCAUGGGUACAGGAAAGAGACUUUAUCCUUACUUUGUCUUCUUGUGCGAACUCGGUGCGUAGUCUUCAAUCCGUUUGGUGAGUACUGUACUUAGUCUUACUUGAGACUGUAUUAUUGCACUGAGUAGAAAAUGCUGUUUUUGUUUUUAUUUUUUUUCUCCUCCAGACCAUUGACUUUUCAUUGACUACUAUGACCAUGACCUACUUAUUAACAGGAACCAUGAGCUGCUAUGAAAUGAAAAUAAAAAUGGCUUGAGAAUCCUACAGGCACCCAAUGAAAUCAAAUGCCCUAACCAAAACUAUUAUGCGAAUAAAAUACGAAUAUACCCCCCCCCCCCCCAAAAAAAAACAAAAAAACAAAAAACAAAAACAAAAAAAAACAACCAACCUAAAACUAUGCUUCUAUAUGGCUUUCUGGACUUGUUUAACCCUCCUAUUAUGUUAUGGGUCAAUUUGACCCAUUUCCACAUUUGAGAUGUCUGAAAUACUCUUUUAAUCUUCUCUUUGGGAUUCUUUGACUUUUCCUCACUUACAUAUAUGCAAAUAUUUCUUCUUAUGGCUUGUCUCAAACAAGCCAUAAUAAAGGUUUACUGUUUUAAGCUUUUGUUUGCUGGGGUUUUUUGGUGUGUAUUUAAUUAAACUUGAAGUCAUUUGGCCCAUAACAUCAUGGAUGUUAUGGGCCAAAUAAUAAUAGGAGGCCAACAUAAUAGGAGGGAUAACUUAAUGAAUCUAUUACUGGUAUUUAAAACUAUCUAAUUCUCGCAUACGUCACAAGUUUUGACACCCUUACCCAUGGAAGGGUUUUUACUAUUUUAUAAUAAUAAUCAGUCCCUACAGGAUUUUGUGGAAAUUAGUUUUUUUGUUUUGUUUUGAUUGUCGUGGCCAAAAAUACUCGAUAUUGCUGCGUCGUUUUUCAAAACUUGCGAUGGAAUUUGGAGAGGUUUUUUUUUUUUUUUUGGUGAAAUUGCAAUUCCACUAAACUGUUUAGCACGGUGUUUCGCAGUGAUGUUUGUCGGUAAAUGAGACCUUUUAGCUGCACUCAUGUUCGACGCACGUGAAUCAAAGAGGACUUUGGCUGAAUGCGCACACGAUGCAUCUUGGCCCGAAUCUGCGGGAAUUUUGACAAAUUUCAAGCUCCUAGGAAUAUUGUGGAGUUCGCUUGAUUUUGCAAUCCAGGGUUUCAGAAUGGACUGAAUAAUAAUAAUAAUAAUAAUAAUAAUAAUAAUAAUAAUAAUAAAGAUUCAAUUCCUAACAGUAUUCCUUAUGAAGCUUUGCACAUUCGUGCCCCUGUCUUAACCAGCUUAAUGAGGGAGCUUUUCCCGAAAAGACCAAGCUCCAAGCUCCUUCUCCUAAAAUUGACUUGUCCAUGGAAACAAUAUAAUUUUAAGUAAAAACUACUUAUUAAAAAUACAUGUUGAUUCUGAAAUUUAUACAUGGGCAUUAACUCCACUAUGUACAACUGUCUUAAAAAUUUCAGCUGUAUGCUUUUAUCAGAAUGUCUUUAAAACAAUGAAAAGUAGAUAUAUUUGGUCCAAUGUGUCCAAAACUUUUGACUGAUAGUAUAGGACAAAACAUAAACUUUUUUGGUUACUGAAAUUGUGUAUUGUAAUUUGCACCUACCUGAACGGCAAUACACAAGCUUAUAGAAAUGCCGGACAUCUUAGUGUUCUGCUUCGUAGAAUAUUUGUAAGAACACCAGCACUCACUUCAUCCUCAGCAUGUUUUAGAUCAUUUUACUCACUUAAGAAAACAAAUCCUGCCUCUUUUAUGCUGAAUGGCUGAAAGGAUGUAAGGGAACAUUUUCCUACUUAUUUAGUCAUGUCUUGUACUAUUCCUACUUUGAUAGAGCAGAAAUCAGAUCAUGUCUGUACAUAUAUAGUGUUCAAAUGAUUCAGUAGCUUGUUGAGAUUGUGAAAUUGUAAAAAAAAAAAAAAAAAGUUUUUAAAAAUCCUGCCAUUACCAACUGACUGUCGGUUUAUUUCGUUGUUUUGAUGGUUCAGAGGUCAUAAAGCUGCUACUGUAAGCAAACAGACAUAAUUCUAAGACUAUAUGAUAACUGUUUCUAAUCUGGACUGAUGAUUGCCAAAAGCUGCACAUAUCAUUGAACUAUAAAUUUGGUUUUAUGCAAAUAUACGUUUUCUUUAUUUUAAGGCUUUCUUCUCCUUUAAAGAAAAAGGCGUGUCUUCAGCAGCUCCGUUUCUGCAGUUAACAUGCCAUAUUUACCUUUUUAUGCUUUCUUUCUGUCUUUAGCUCUGUAUUUUUGACACUUUUUUUUUGUUUGUUUCUUUAAAAUGACUCCAUAUUAGGGUGCCGUAUAGCGCAUUUAAUUGAGAAUAGUUAGUUUGUACAAAUUAUGCAAAAGGAUAUUAAGGUAACAGGACUAUUUAGGUUAAGGUUUAGGUUUUAAUUAUAUUUUUAUAGCAAUAAAAUAUUCUGUUGAUCCAAAA